AUGUUUGGACUUCUCGUCACCGUGCAGCUGUUGUUGCUCGCUCACAACAGCCGUCAGUCCUGCUCUGAAGGAAAACCCAAAGAUUGUCAAGAGGCCGACUUUGCUCCUGGGACAACGUUGGGUGGCGAAGGUUUCGACAUCACCAAAAUGGAACAGAAAGGAGUUUUUGUGAUCGAUAUGAAUCAGUGGAAGCGGAAAGACAAGACCUGCCUCUUGUGUUCGAACCCAUUUAUGGAAAACAAGAAGCAGAAGCUGCCUCUGUCGGUGGUGGACUGGAGAGCCAAGCAGUCGUGCUCUGCCAAAGUGUCCAGCAGCCUGCAUAAGUCCAGCGAGAGUCUAGUCAGCUCCAAGACCUCGGCCAUCGAGAACAACUGGAAGGGGAACCUAGACGUCAAUGUGGGUUCAAAAAGUGGCAGUCUGAUGCUGGCUGGAACUCAGUCCAAACUCGCAGACUACUCCAUGCAGAAAACAAUAAACGACAAAUACAGCUUCUCCAGUCAGAGCAUGUCCUGCAAGUUCUACGGAUACCGUAUAUCCAGCACCCCAAAGUUGCACCGGGAAUUUCGCAAAGCAUUAAAACAACUCCCCGAAGUCUACAAUGCGAAAAGCAAACAGCAGUUUGAUGGAAUGAUUGACAAGUUUGGUACUCACUAUAUCACAAAGGUGCAGCUCGGGGGCAGUGUGCAGUCAGUGACCAGUAUCCGGGAGUGUGAGGUCAAUCUCCAGGGCCUCAGUGUGGAGGAGGUGCAGGCCUGUUUGGAGGUGGAGGCCUCAGUGAGCGCUGGUGCAUCUGUGUCCAGUCACGCUGAGUCCAAACAUUGUAAGAGUGAAAUUAAGAAGUCCGAGAGCAAGUACUCCUUCUCCAGCUCCUUCAAUGACAGGUUCACAGAGAUCAAAGGCGGCCACACCACCGAGCCCGACCUCCUCUUCUCCGCAGAAAAAGACCCUUCGGCGUACAAAGACUGGCUGAACUCACUGCCUCAACACCCAGACAUUAUCUCCUACUCCCUGCACCCUCUGCACGAGCUGCUCCCCGCCAAGUCCCCACCUCGCCUCAGCCUGCGCGCCGCCAUCAGCCACUACAUCCUGGAACGAGGACUGUGGAAGAACUGCAGCACGCCUUGUCCUGCCGGAGUCAAGAGCAACCACCGAGACCCCUGUGUUUGUCAGUGUCACAACCACGCGACUGUGACCCCAGACUGCUGCCCCAAAGAGAAAGGCUUGGCUCGAGUGGUCAUCACAGUUCAGCGGGCGACUGGUCUUUGGGGAGACCAAACCACGGCCACAGACGGAUAUGUGAAAGUCUACAGAGGACAGACGCUUUGGAGAUCACAGCAAAUCAACAACAACAACAAUCCUCACUUUGGGCACGUGAUUGACUGGGGGGACGUGAACCUUCUGCAGGGGAAUCGAGUUCGCUUUGAAAUGUGGGACGCAGACAACCAAUGGGACGACGACCUGUUGGGAGCGUGCGAGCGGGUUCUCACAGCGGGAGCAAAACAGGACGUGUGCAAUCUCCAACAUGGCCGCCUCUUUGUCAAGUGGGAGGUGAGGUGUGCUCCCAGCCUCAGCGGAGACCUCUGCACAGAUUACAAACCCUCCCCAAUGAGUUCGAGGCUGAGGGGGUGGUUCAAGUCCCGUAACGCACAUCCAGUUCCAGAGGCUUUGCUGCAGGAGUGGGGAGUGUUCAAAAGUUCAGUGUCGAGCAACAAAACCAGAGUCUGA
Messenger RNA from Knipowitschia caucasica, 1725 nucleotides. The record is from the annotation of a GenBank genome assembly. NCBI's taxonomy places the organism in Eukaryota, Metazoa, Chordata, Actinopteri, Gobiiformes, Gobiidae.